UGACCAGUGACCAGUGACCACUUUUGUCGUCUAAACAUAACCUAAAAGCUUUAGUUUUAUUGAAUUAUAGACUGUUUUCAUUUAAACGAUAAAUAAUAUUCAUAUCGUUAAAAAAAACAAAUAAUAUUAUAAUGGCUAAGAAAAUUAGCAAAGAAGAGCUCCGAAGAGCAAUGCUAGAAGCAAAAAAGAAACAAGGUGGCGUAAAGAAGAUUGAAUCACCACUAGCCAGGUACAACGAAUUGAAUCAGCUAACCUGUGUUUUAUGCAAAACUGUAAUAAAAAGUGAAACUGUAUGGCCAGUUCAUUUGAAUUCCAAAACUCACAAAGAUAAUGUUCUUGUAAUUAAACAAACAAAAGAAAAAUUAGAGGCUACAGCUCGAGCACCAAAAACUCAUAAAAGACAGUCAACUACAUUUCAAGAGCCACAGCCAGCAAAAAAAGUUAAAGGAAUAUUAAAAAAUAUUGGAAAUCCAUCAACAAAUGCAAAGCCUAAUUUACCUGCUGAUUUCUUUGAAAAACCAACUAGCACAAGCAAUAAUAUACCAAAAUUAAUGUGUAAUGGUACACAAAAACCAACAAAUGGUAUAAUAUUCAAAACAAAUUUGACAAAUGGACUGAAUGAAAAACUAGAAAUGACAACAGAAGCAACCGAAACAAAAAAUUCUAAAGAUUCAACUCAAUCAACACUUCCAGAAGGUUUUUUCGAUGAUCCAGUUAUGGAUGCCAAGGCUCGAAAUGUAGAAUAUAAAGAUCCAGUAGAAGAGGAAUGGGAAAGGUUCCAAAAAGAAAUCAAGGAAGAGACUACUCAGUCUGAACAAAUUAUUGGAGAAGAACAAGAGUCAGCUGCUACAGAAAGACAAAUUGAUGAAGUUGAAGAACAAAUGAGAAAUUGGUCUAGAGUUGUUCAAAUGGAAAAACUUAAAGAGCAGUUGCAAUCUACAAUGAAAAUGAAAGAUAAUGAUGAUACUUCUAGCGAAGAAGAUUAUGAAGAAUUUUUAGAUUGGCGAACAAAGAAGUCAUAAUGCAAUUGCAGCAAGCAACGUUGGAACCGCACGAGUAGCGGACCUUCGAGCGGCAGAGCGGCUAGCGCUUAGUGUUGUCGGCUUUUAGUGUUGUCUUAAUCCUAAUAGCGGGCACUUGAUUUUCUUAACGGUUUCUUAAUUAAAAAAUGACAAAGAACACGAUGGUGCAAAAAUUAAAAAAUAAUAUCGUUUUUUUGACAUAUCGUCGAUUUUUUGAAAAAAUUGUUUAUAACAAUGACAUAAAUAAAUGAUUUGGUAUUUUACUAUUUACAUUUUAAAAGUGAAACUCUUUUCGCGUCUUUUAAAAAAAGAAUCAUGUCCAUAUCUUUAUUAGUCUUCGAGAAAUCGAAUUAAUAAAAAAAAGUCCAAUAUUUUUUCAACAGUUGAUAAGUCGGCCCCUUAUCAAUAUUUUGAUCUAAAACUCUGCACAGAUGUUGACCUCUGUAUAGGUAACAAAUCUACCAACUUUGAACAAAAUUGGUGAUUUGAUGUUUUAAACUCUUUGAAAUAGCCAAGAAUUGUCCGAGUGGUUCAUAUGUAGAUAUUUAUGUUAAUAAAAUAGACAAAAAAUUGACUUAUUUUGUAA
Messenger RNA from Phymastichus coffea, 1608 nucleotides. RefSeq names its product zinc finger protein 830. The record is from RefSeq and is a predicted model, not a curated record. Gene Ontology annotation, cellular component: nucleus; spliceosomal complex. Gene Ontology annotation, biological process: mitotic DNA damage checkpoint signaling; nuclear DNA replication; mitotic DNA replication checkpoint signaling. Lineage: Eukaryota; Metazoa; Arthropoda; Insecta; Hymenoptera; Eulophidae. The transcript is spliced from 4 exons. Bases 132 to 1022 code for a protein of 296 amino acids. Gene Ontology annotation, molecular function: zinc ion binding; nucleic acid binding.